CAAGCGCCCUUUCACUGCUGAGCAGAUUGUGGCGAAGCGCGGAAACCUGAAGAUUGACUACCCAUCCAAUGUGCAAGCCAAGAAGCUCUGGAAGAUCUUGGAAAGCAACUUUGAGGUUAGUCCAGACCUUCGGAGGGGGUGGAUGUGAAAUGAAGCUGAAGCUAACUAUUCUCCUUGUGCUUGCAGAAAAAAGUGGCCAGUUUCACAUAUGGCUGUCUCGACCCCACGAUGGUCACCCAGAUGGCCAAAUACCUCGACACUGUCUACGUAUCGGGCUGGCAAAGCUCUUCCACUGCCUCUUCCACCGACGAGCCCUCCCCGGACUUGGCGGAUUAUCCUAUGGUAGGUUUGGGACAUAUGGAAAGGGCUUGUUCCCGUGCUGACGUGAGGUACUAGAACACUGUCCCUAAUAAGGUCAACCACCUCUUCAUGGCCCAAUUGUUCCACGACCGGAAACAACGCGAGGAGCGCAUCACCACCCCCAAGGACCAGCGCCAUAAGGUGGCUAACAUCGAC
This is a messenger RNA of Aspergillus brunneoviolaceus CBS 621.78, 516 nucleotides long. RefSeq names its product ICL-domain-containing protein. Gene Ontology annotation, molecular function: isocitrate lyase activity. Gene Ontology annotation, biological process: carboxylic acid metabolic process. Lineage: Eukaryota; Fungi; Ascomycota; Eurotiomycetes; Eurotiales; Aspergillaceae. The coding region runs from base 229 to 396 and encodes 55 amino acids. The record is from RefSeq and is a predicted model, not a curated record. The transcript has a single exon.